AUGAGUUGGGUUGUGGCGGAGGAGCUGCGGGCGCUGUGGUCCCGCAACUUCCCCCUCCUCUCCCUCUCCCUCCAGCGCGCCUUCCUCCUGCUCCUCCUGGCCGCCCUCCCCAUCUCCCUCCUCUGGAUCAACCUCCGCCCCAUCCUCCUCUUCCUCCGCCAGGACCCCGCCCUCACCGCCGCCGCCGCCUCCUACUGCUUCUUCUCCCUGCCCGACCUGCUCACCAACGCCUUCCUGCAGCCGCUGCGCGUCUUCCUGCGCUCGCAGGGCGUCACCGCCCCCAUGGCCUUCUGCUCCGCCGCCGCCGUCCUCCUCCACGUCCCCCUCAACUUCCUCCUCGUCUUCGUCCUCCGCCUCGGCAUCCCCGGCGUCGCCCUCUCCGCCGCCCUCACCAACCUCAACAUGAUGCUCUUCCUCCUCGCCUACCUCCGCUGGUCCGGCGUCUGCCGCCACACCUGGCGCGGCUGGGCCCCGCCCGCCGACGUCGUCGCCGACCUGCGGCCCCUCGUGCGCCUGGCCCUGCCCAGCUGCGCCGGAGUCUGCCUCGAGUGGUGGUGGUACGAGAUCAUGACCGUGCUCGCCGGCUACCUCCCCGACCCCACCGCCGCCGUCGGCGCCACCGCCGUGCUCAUCAACACCACCAGCCUCAUGUACACCAUCCCCAUGGCCCUUGCUGCUUGUGUCUCCACUAGGGUGGGCAAUGAGCUCGGCGCCGGGAAGCCGCGGCGGGCACGGCUGGCGGCGCACGUGGCGCUGGGCUGCGCUGCAGUGAUCGGCGUCCUGCACGUGGCGUGGACGGCGGCGCUGCGGCACAGCUGGGUGGCGCUCUUCACGUCGGACGCCUCCGUCCGCCGCCUGGCUGCCGCCGCGCUGCCGCUCGUCGGCCUCUGCGAGCUCGGCAACUGCCCGCAGACCACGGGCUGCGGCGUCCUCCGCGGCGCCGCGCGGCCCGCGGUCGGCGCCCGGAUAAAUUUCCUCUCGUUCUACCUGGUCGGCACGCCGGUCGCCGUCGGGCUGGCCUUCGGAGCCAGGGCCGGAUUCGGCGGGCUGUGGUACGGCCUGUUCUCCGCGCAGGCGGCGUGCGUCGUGCUCGUUCUGACGGCGGUGCUAGGGUGGACGGAUUGGGAGGCGGAGGCCGCGAGGGCGCGGAAGCUCACCGGCCGGCAGGAGAUGAAAGUGUUGUACGUAGGGAGUGGCGGUGCUCAUGAACAAGUUUAGAUAGCGAGAGGUGAAUAACACCACUAAUGGGCCACUAAUCACUCUUUUUUUUUUUAAAUUGGCCGAGUUUUUGGGCGCAAAGCGUGUGGUGGGAUUGUCCGAAGCGUUUUUUAAGACAUACCUUUUUUUUUUUUUUUUUUUUUUUCUUUUUAUCGUUGAAAAGCACUAAACGGUAAAUGAGGGGGCUACAUGCAGGGGGAGAUCGGGGAUGGGGGAGAUAAUUCUAAUUCUGUUGGGGGGUUGCUUUGGUCUUUUUGCUUCUGCCUCCACCGCCACAGUUUAGUUGACUAAAAGUUUUUGUGAUAGAGACUAAUCAAAUUUUGGGCAAUGGAGAAAAUUUGAUGCGGAGAGCUCAGAUUUUCGGCUAGAUUGAUGCCUUCAAAGUGGGGGGACUUGCACUACCACUCUGAGCUGCUAAGGGCAUCAACGUCUUGUUCAAUCUUUACUCUUAUCUUUUUCCUACUUUCGAGAUACAUGUACUGGUUUUCCUUUUUCAACUCUGCUGAGUUAUAUAUUUUGAGAUUAAAGUAGCCUUCAUGUUGACUGUAGAUCCUCUUAUUUUAUAUGUGAGAAAAUGA
Molecule: messenger RNA, 1796 nt
Organism: Ananas comosus (pineapple)
Lineage: Eukaryota; Viridiplantae; Streptophyta; Magnoliopsida; Poales; Bromeliaceae
Product: protein DETOXIFICATION 54
Exons: 2
Coding region: 1-1218 (405 amino acids)
Biological process (GO): xenobiotic detoxification by transmembrane export across the plasma membrane
Cellular component (GO): membrane
Molecular function (GO): antiporter activity; xenobiotic transmembrane transporter activity
Source: RefSeq, a predicted model, not a curated record